UGCGCGAAUACUUCGGCCAGUUCGGGGAGGUGAAGGAGUGUCUGGUGAUGCGGGACCCCCUGACCAAAAGAUCCAGGGGUUUCGGCUUCGUCACUUUCAUGGACCAGGCGGGGGUGGAUAAAGUACUGGCGCAAUCGCGGCACGAGCUCGACUCCAAAACAAUUGAUCCCAAGGUGGCCUUUCCUCGGCGAGCACAGCCUAAGAUGGUGACUCGAACGAAGAAGAUCUUUGUUGGGGGGCUAUCAGUAAACACCACGGUGGAAGACGUGAAGCAGUAUUUUGAGCAGUUCGGGAAGGUGGACGACGCCAUGCUGAUGUUUGACAAAACCACCAACCGGCACCGAGGGUUCGGCUUUGUCACGUUUGAGAGCGAGGACAUCGUGGAGAAAGUGUGUGAAAUCCACUUCCAUGAAAUCAACAACAAAAUGGUGGAAUGUAAGAAAGCUCAGCCAAAAGAGGUGAUGUCACCGACUGGCUCGGCCCGGGGGAGGUCUCGAGUCAUGCCCUAUGGAAUGGACGCCUUCAUGCUGGGCAUCGGCAUGCUGGGUUACCCUGGUUUCCAAGCCACGACCUAUGCCAGCCGGAGUUAUACAGGCCUCGCCCCUGGCUACACCUACCAGUUCCCCGAAUUCCGUGUAGAGCGGACCCCUCUCCCGAGCGCCCCAGUCCUCCCCGAGCUUACAGCCAUUCCUCUCACUGCUUAUGGACCCAUGGCAGCGGCAGCGGCAGCAGCAGCUGUGGUUCGAGGGACAGGCUCUCACCCCUGGACGAUGGCUCCCCCUCCAGGUUCAACUCCCAGCCGCACAGGGGGCUUCCUGGGGACCACCAGCCCGGGCCCCAUGGCCGAGCUCUAUGGGGCAGCCAACCAGGACUCGGGGGUCAGCAGUUACAUCAGCGCUGCCAGCCCCGCCCCCAGCACUGGCUUCGGCCACAGUCUUGGGGGCCCCUUGAUUGCCACAGCUUUCACCAAUGGGUACCACUGAAGCAGGAGGCAGGUGGCAGGAG
Molecule: messenger RNA, 1005 nt
Organism: Lipotes vexillifer (Yangtze River dolphin)
Lineage: Eukaryota; Metazoa; Chordata; Mammalia; Artiodactyla; Lipotidae
Gene: MSI1
Product: musashi RNA binding protein 1
Exons: 12
Coding region: 48-983 (311 amino acids)
Biological process (GO): central nervous system development; regulation of translation
Cellular component (GO): cytoplasm
Molecular function (GO): mRNA binding
Source: RefSeq, a predicted model, not a curated record